UUUAACUCUGUUGGCUUGUUUAUUACGUCUGGCUAGGCCGAAAGCCUCGGACUAAAUUUGUACAGGAGGCUGCAGUGUGUCCGAUGAGAUGGAGGCUAUGGAGACAGACGUCGACCUGGAGCUUAUGCAGAAAUUCAGCUGUAUGGGCACAACCGAUAAAGAUACACUAAUAACAGAGUUCCAGAGACUGCUGGGCUUCCAGCUCAACCCUGCUGGAUGUGCUUUCUUCUUGGACAUGACCAACUGGAAUCUACAGGCUGCAAUCGGAGCUUAUUACGACUUCGAAAGCCCCAACAUCACGGCGCCGUCCAUGUCUUUUGUGAAAGACGUCACUAUAGGAGAAGGGGAGUCGAUUCCACCAGAUACCCCCUUCAUCAAGACCUGGAGGAUACAGAACACAGGUACAGAAUCCUGGCCACCAGGUGUGUGUCUGAAGUACAUCGGUGGAGACCAGUUUGGCCACGUGAACUUCGUGAUGGUGCGAGCGCUUGAACCUCAGGAGAUGCACGAUGUGAGCGUGGAGAUGCGGAGUCCUCUGGCUCCAGGCAUGUACCAGGGUCAGUGGAGGAUGUGCACAGCCACCGGACUCUUCUACGGGGAUGUGAUCUGGGUGAUUUUGAGCGUGGAGGUCGGGGGUCUCCUGGGCGUGACGCAGCAGCUCUCCUCCUUCCAGGCCGAAUUUAACACGCAGCCUCACCGCGUGACUGAAAACUACAACCCCUUCGCCUCACCGCAGAAGAACAAGCAGAUCCAUAACACCGAACAGACCGGCCUGUCGAACGGCUCUGCAGACGUCGCCACGGACAAUCGGCAAAGCGACUCGUCUGUAGUUACGUACAAUCAGCCGACGUACGGACCGCACCCCUUCUGACAGUCUUAGACACGACGUUGGUCGUUCAUCAGGAACGAACCUGUGGCCUUGGCUUCACCCUUUCAGGAUGCGGGAGGAUCACGAGAGCGGGCACACCUUGCCCGCUGUGCCACGCUGACCUGUUGCGAUUGUACCGGCGUGAGGAACGACGUGUGAAUGCUAAUUUAAGAAGGAUGCGUGUAGAUCCGUUUUUAAAGACGUUAAUGAAUAAUGUGAUUUUUUUAUUGCUGUAUGACGGGUGGUAUUCGGCGCUCGUGAAGUUUUGACCGCGCGUCUGUGUUUUAUGUGUCCGAUCGCCGCUUGAUUGAUUGUGUGGCGGUUCGUGAGCGACUCUUGUUUUUUGGGUUCGAACCGACCAUCUGCAGUCCAAACCGCUGCUACGUCACACGUACGUGCUGCGAAGUGUGUGACCGCCUGGCCUCCACAAACGUUUACUUUUACUGCAGAGACGCCGGUUACAAUCAUCAUUCUUUAUCUUCAAUAACCACUAAAUCCUGGCUGGUGUCACAGUGGAUCCAGAGCCUAUCCUUUAUUCACCCACCUGACUACCUAGAGGAAGCUCACACACGCACCACACACACACACCUUACACACAGAUUAUAUGUAUAUUUUUAUGCUAAAGUUUGUGCAGAUCUCCCUGUUCAGAUCUCAUCUGUUCUGCAUGAUAAGCUGCUGCACAUUUAAACAGGUUCAAUUUGACUGCAUAUUGGUUGAAUUUAACAUGUCGGGGGACUAAAUGUGGCGCAUAUAUAAUGCCCCCCCCCCCCCCCCCCCCCCCCCCCCAUGUUAAAUGCAGCAAACAAAUAAAAACAAUGUAUUAAAAUGUACAAACAAAAUUAAAUACUA
Messenger RNA from Trichomycterus rosablanca, 1717 nucleotides. RefSeq names its product protein ILRUN-like. Bases 89 to 871 code for a protein of 260 amino acids. NCBI's taxonomy places the organism in Eukaryota, Metazoa, Chordata, Actinopteri, Siluriformes, Trichomycteridae. Gene Ontology annotation, molecular function: protein binding. The transcript has 5 exons. The record is from RefSeq and is a predicted model, not a curated record.